AUGUGGAAUCCACGUUGCCGAGAGUAUAAGACAGGUGUUUCUCCUGGUUGUAGUAUUGGAAUUACUUCUUGCAAUACUCAAGUUGGAACUUUAAGAGCUUUUGUAGAAAAUAAAAAUAAUUCAAGUAAUAACAUCUAUUUUUUGAGCAACGAUCACGUUCUUCGUCUAAAGUGUGGUUCUGAGAUGAAAAGCAGUGUUAGACAGCCAGCUUAUAGUGAUUAUGAAGGCGCUACUAAAAGGAAAAUAGAAGGAGAAAAAUAUCUAUUAGAAAAAGCACAAGAACUCGGUAUAUUUGUAAAGGGUAAACGCGGUAAUUAUGAAAUUAACAAUAAAUCUUAUGGAGUUGAUGCUGUUAUAGCCUUAGUCAAUAACCCUGAUAGGAAACGCUACAUAAAUCCAAAAGGUUUCGCCAUACAUGAUAUAAUAUUUAGAGAUCGUUCCCUUGUGCCUAUUAAAAUUUCUGGUGACAUCAAAGAUGUUAGUUCAAUUAUUCCUAAAGAGCUCGUAUUUAAAGUUAGGCGCAUGACUGGUUUAACCAAAGGAAGCAUUGCUGAUUCACUAGCUUCUAUUGUUGUUGAUGGAACAAUCACCAAUUUUAGGUGA
Messenger RNA from Funneliformis caledonium, 603 nucleotides. The record is from the annotation of a GenBank genome assembly. NCBI's taxonomy places the organism in Eukaryota, Fungi, Glomeromycota, Glomeromycetes, Glomerales, Glomeraceae.